UUUCAGGAUAUAUAUUAGCAGACUAGUGCAUAAUGCCACCUCACGAUGAACAGUACCUCGUGGAAGAAAAAAGUUGGAGUGAAUUACUUUCGCACGCUCGGCUAUGGCGGAACAUUUCGAAGAAACGAAUGAAUAUGACGCUGCAUCAUUUUUUACUGUAUCUUGAUCGUUCGGGUACGGAACGAGUGCUUGCGCUGGGUGGCUCAGGACAGUUUCCUCAAGAAACCAUCUACACUGCUCCAUUAACCCGUUCACCGUUGGUUAGCUCAGUGGCCAAAUUAACUUUAUCUCCAUAUUUAGACACUAAACCUAGUAAGGGUGGACCACCACCUGCUGAAUUGGCGGCAUUAUGUGAGAGACAAAGGACAACUGUUUCAUCUGGCAUAUCGUCAUAUGAAUUUGAUCCUACUUCAUCCACACUGUUAUAUUCCGAUUCUACCAAUUUGUAUCGUAUUCAGAAGGAGGAAAAGAGCAUAAUAGGGAAUGGUAUAAAGGGCUGUCCUUUGCAUGCGCAACUAUGUCCGGUGGAUAGCACUCUAGUAGCAUUUGUCGCAAAUCGCAAUGUGCAUAUCGACUGGAAAGGCAAAGUGAUUUACUCAUCGUCAACUGGUGAUAAUAUCAUAAAUGGAUGUUCUUCGUUUAUUGCUCAGGAGGAGUUGGAUCGAUUUACGGGAAUGUGGUGGUCUCCUGGCCCACAAAAAAUGCUUCUAUAUGAACAAGUGGACGAAACAGCCGUUACUGGUUUGCAGUUUACUGUACCAGGAUGCUCGCCUACACAACCAAUGAAAUAUCCCAUUGCUGGGACUGCUAACGCUAUUUCUACCUUGCGUUUAAUUGUCAUCAGCGAAAACAAAAUUACUGAUGAAAAACUGACUGUAGAACUUAGAACUGUUUACCCUUGGUAUGAGUACUUGUCACGAGUUGGUUGGUUACCUGAUGGAAGCGCGAUUUGGGCUUUGCUGCUCAAUCGACUGCAAGAUCGAUAUGCAUUGGUUUUGAUACCACUGGAUUUAUUUGGAUCACGGGACAGUCAAAAUAGUGCGCAAGUAGUAACUCUGCUACAAGAACAAUCAGAAAUUUGGUUCAAUGUGGAUAAUUUGACUCGGUUUUUAACUCCAGUUGGAGGAAUUUUGCAGUUUAUUCAUGCAAGUGAUCGUGAUGACCAUACUCAUUUAUUUCACUACACUGCUAGACUUGAUGAAGCUCAUUUAACAGCCACAUGCUCAUCACGACCAAUAACUGCUGGAGAUUGGUCGGUUUUAAAAGAACCAGGUUUAUUUGUUGAUGAAAAGAGAAAGCAUGUUUAUUUUGUCGCCAACAAACAUCAUCCGUCUGAUGCUAAUUUAUAUGAACGGAUGGAAUGUGAGCUACAGCUGAAUCCGGAAAUUGGAUUUGUUUGCUGGGAAAGUUCACUGAAAAUGCCACCACGAUGUGUAUUCUAUCGAUUGCACCACUUGAAUGGUGAUCGAUUACCAGCAGCAACAUUACAGCAUCUCAUUUAUUUGCCCCAGCCAAGUCUUACUAACGAAUUAAGCCAAAGGAUUGAAAACAUAUGUACACCAAAAGCUGCAGCCAAGGAAUACCCUGAAUUAAUUGAAUAUCAAUCAAAAAAUUCUAAACGAAAACACUACGCAUUGUUACUGAAACCAUUUGGAGCAAUUAGAGGACUUCAAUAUCCGGUUAUUCAGCUUGUUUACGGUGGGCCUGGAGUGCAACUGGUUCGUAAUGCCUGGUCCACAUGGGUUGGUUUCCGAAAAUUUGCUAGUCUUGGUUAUGCAGUGCUUAUGGUUGAUGGACGAGGUUCUUCAAACCGUGGCAUCUCAUUUGAGGCUGCCCUAAAAAAUAAACUAGGAACCGUGGAAAUUGAAGAUCAAGUAGAAGGUCUUCGAGAAGUAGCGAAACGAACUAAUGGUUUACUAGAUCUCACUCGAGUAGCAGUAAUGGGUUGGUCAUACGGCGGUUAUCUGGCGUUACUUUGCCUCGCUAAAAGUCCAAAUGUGUAUAGGGCAGCAAUCGCCGGUGGUGCAGUUACAUGUUGGAGGCUUUAUGAUACAGCCUAUACAGAACGUUAUUUGGGCUUGCCAUCUGAUCCUAUUUAUAAGGAUUCUUCAGUUCUAAGUUAUGUUAACCAGUUACCGAAUGAAGUUGAUCGUUUGUUAAUUGUUCAUGGUUUGAUCGAUGAAAAUGUACACUUUUCUCAUACUGAACGUCUCAUUGAAGCCUUAAUUGCAGCUGGCAAACCACAUCGCUUGCAGAUUUUCCCAUCGGAACGUCACGGUGUACGAUCUGUCGAAGCAGGCGAAUUUCAUGAUGCUUCUAUGUUAUCUUUUUUAUGUCGUGCUCUCGCCGUUGACCAUUUACAUUCAGAUGUUAUGAAAAGUUUAGAAAAGCCACUGUAA
Messenger RNA from Loa loa (African eye worm), 2399 nucleotides. RefSeq names its product CBR-DPF-3 protein. Gene Ontology annotation, biological process: proteolysis. The record is from RefSeq and is a predicted model, not a curated record. The transcript is spliced from 15 exons. Bases 33 to 2399 code for a protein of 788 amino acids. NCBI's taxonomy places the organism in Eukaryota, Metazoa, Nematoda, Chromadorea, Rhabditida, Onchocercidae. Gene Ontology annotation, molecular function: serine-type peptidase activity; dipeptidyl-peptidase activity.